AUGGCCUCAAAUCUUACCUCAAGUAUUUCAGAAGAGAUGUUAUGCUCUAUCUGCCUAGAUUUCUUCACUCGUGCCACGUCUAUAGAAUGUGGUCACAAUUUCUGCGAGCAAUGUAUCCUCCAGUGCAUUUAUUUGACUGAUGGGAACAGUUUUCGAUGUCCUGAGUGCCGGAAAGACUGUGUUUCUGAGAAUCUCUGGCCCAAUCAACAACUCUCCAUAGUGGCACAGUCUUUCAAAUUGCUCCAAUCACACUUGGAAAGGAGCCUGAAUCUGAGAAAAGUGAUCAAGAUAAAAUUCCAUGAGGAAAUCAGCCUGGAUCCUGAAACUGCCCAUCCUGGCAUCAUCAUAUCUACAGAUAUGAAAACCAUGAGAGAAAAAGAUUCAUGGAAGAAAUUGCAUCACACUGUGGAGAGAUCAGAUCUAUGUGGUCCUGUUCUAGCAACUCAGAGCUUCGUGUCUGGAAGAUAUUACUGGGAGGUGACAGUGGGAAACAGUUCUGCUUGGGAUGUUGGUCUUUGUAAGAACUCUGUAAAAAGAAGUGGAGAGGUUUCACCAUCUUCUUCUAAUGGAUAUUGGCUUUUGAGUCUAAGACAAAAUAACUACAUAGUGUGUACCACACCUAGGACCAGAAUUCCCUUAAGAGGAAAACUCUGCAAAGUCGGGAUCUUUUUGGAUUAUGAGGCAGGAGACAUAGUGUUUUAUGAUGUAGACAGUAGAUGCCACAUCUAUACAUUCACCAGCUCCUUUUUAGAGCCUCUCUGGCCUGUAUUUGCCAUUGGCCUCCACUCCAAGAGUGAAAAUAUUCUAAGUAUUGACCCAAUAGCAGAUGAGGCUGAAGAAACCACAGAGCAUGACGACGAUGAUCAUGAUGAUGACACUUCCUUCGUGACACUUCCUGACACUUCUUCCAGGAAGAAACCCCAUGCUCGACCCCCAUAUAUGAAUUUUUGGUUCCUGUGUUGUGAUCCAUAUACUUCAUUUGGGGAACAUGGAGAAAUUUCUCUUCUUUUGUAA
Trichosurus vulpecula (common brushtail) is the source of this 1014-nucleotide messenger RNA. RefSeq names its product E3 ubiquitin-protein ligase TRIM39-like. The transcript has 2 exons. The record is from RefSeq and is a predicted model, not a curated record. NCBI's taxonomy places the organism in Eukaryota, Metazoa, Chordata, Mammalia, Diprotodontia, Phalangeridae. Bases 1 to 1014 code for a protein of 337 amino acids. Gene Ontology annotation, molecular function: protein binding.